GACCCGGCGCAUAAUAAAAAGAAAAGUUUAAUAGUCAAGAAUGCCAACUUAUAAAUUUUAAUAUAUACAAGUGGAGGGUAAAGUUGUAAAUUCACAAGCAAAUAUUCUUCCAUUUUGGCUCAUCCGAUUGGUUAAAACGCAACUACUCCAAUCCAACGGUUAUCCCCAUCGCCGCCGUCGCUCCUCCGCCCUACAAACCUCCGACGCCAUGGCACCGUUAACCGUCAGUCGCCUAUGAGAUCACCAACUCUGCACCGACUCACCACCACUUUCAACCGAUCUCAUCUCAAUUCAAUUCAACUUUCUCUCAGAUCUGAUUCAACUUUCAACAUCACCAUGGCUGAUUCAGGUUCUAAUAAUAAAAUCAAGUCAGAUGACGGUUCGAGCGCUGUCAAGGACGCAACGGAGCCUAAAAAGCCGCCGGAGAUCCCUCCGCCGCCGGAGAAACCGUUGCCGGGAGACUGUUGUGGCAGCGGUUGUGUUCGGUGCGUUUGGGACGUGUAUUACGACGAGCUUGAAGAGUAUAAUAAGAUUUGUAAAGGAGGAUCUGAUUCUACAGCUGGAUCUAAGGGUUUUUGAAUCAAGUGUUGGUCUGUAACAUGGAAGAAAGCAUGGCAUCACUCAGAAACAGAUUCUAGAACACAAUGACAGGUAUGCAACAUAUAUAAAACUAUUGUUCUAUGUCUUUU
Molecule: messenger RNA, 689 nt
Organism: Helianthus annuus (common sunflower)
Lineage: Eukaryota; Viridiplantae; Streptophyta; Magnoliopsida; Asterales; Asteraceae
Exons: 2
Coding region: 235-579 (114 amino acids)
Source: RefSeq, a predicted model, not a curated record